AUGCUCGACUGCUUCGAGUGGGGGGAGCCGCCGGCCGAGUGCGCGGCGGCGGUCGAGCACUUGCGCGCAGCCAUCGCCGAGGGCGACGCGCGCUUGGACGUGCAGCGGCGGCGGCUGCUGCUGCGCUUCUUCACGGGCCUCAACGCGCUGCCUGUCAACGGGCUCUCGCGCAAGCAGCCGGGCCGAGCGCUGGAAAAGCUGCUAGUGGCGCUCGACUCGUUCGAGGCGGACCCGAGCUUUGGCCAGGGAGAGCUGGUGCUGCAGUGCAACCGAACUCUCAUGCCGGUCAUGGUCGUGCACGACCCGACGGUGCCCGGGAUUACACAGCGCGCGCGGUCACCGAAAAAGCGCAUCGUCACAACAUCAAGCAAGCUCACAAAACUCAAACGCAGGAUUCGGGGUGCCUCGGGCGGCCGCUGCGCGCGCAUACGGAAUGGUGGCUAA
Messenger RNA from Emiliania huxleyi CCMP1516, 444 nucleotides. RefSeq lists its product as hypothetical. The record is from RefSeq and is a predicted model, not a curated record. Lineage: Eukaryota; Haptophyta; Isochrysidales; Noelaerhabdaceae. The coding region runs from base 1 to 444 and encodes 147 amino acids. The transcript is spliced from 4 exons.